Molecule: messenger RNA, 852 nt
Organism: Momordica charantia (bitter melon)
Lineage: Eukaryota; Viridiplantae; Streptophyta; Magnoliopsida; Cucurbitales; Cucurbitaceae
Product: putative disease resistance protein At4g19060
Molecular function (GO): ADP binding
Source: RefSeq, a predicted model, not a curated record
AUGAACGGCGACCUGCAGAAUUCUGAGAUCCAACCCGCCGCCGCGGAACCCAAAACCAUAAUCUCCACUUGGGUUUCAGAAACCGUCGACGGAUCCGCCGUGCACGGCGUCGAAAACGAGCUCAUGGUUCUGCAGAAAAUGCUUGGGAAAAGACACGGCGGCGGCGGCGACGGCGACGGCUUCAGGGCCAUCGGAAUCGUCGGAGUCGGAGGAAUCGGGAAAUCGACGAUUUGUCAAGCCUUUCUACAAAACCCAGAAGUGAAAUCAAAAUUCCUCCCGAGGAUUUGGGUUUCAAUGUCGACAAAUUCCACCGGAGACGACCCAGAUCCCAAAAUCGCUCUGGUUAAGAGAAUCCUCAUUUCUCUCGGAGUGGAAAAAAAUUUUCUCGCCGCCCAAACACUGGGCCGCCUCCUCUACGCUCUCCGCCUCCAACUCAGAGGGAAAUCGUAUCUGAUUGUGCUGGACGACGCAAAAGAACAGCAAACUCAAGAAGAACAAGAAUGGUAUUCGGAUUUGAAUCAUUCUUCCGAGAAAAUUGGAGAGAAAUUGAGAGAUGGGUUUCCGAAAGGGGGUGGAGGGGCUGUGAUCGUGACGAGCAGGAGCGAGAGAGCGGCAAAAUUGAUGGUGGGGGACCAAAAUCUUCGCUGUUUGGUUGCGCAGAAAGACCCAGAAAGUUUCUGGGAAAUUUUCAGGCAACAAGUCGAGAACAAUGGAGGUAAUUCCAUUAAUAAUCCUUCAAAUCUCAAGGAACUGAAAGUGGAGCUGUUGAAGAAAUGUGGUGGCCUUCCAUUGGCUGCUAAGAUGAUGGGGCAGAUUAAGCUCCAAGAGGAAAAUAAGAAACCAGAAGUUUGA